Nylanderia fulva is the source of this 2103-nucleotide messenger RNA. It is a transcript of the gene Spf45, whose product is annotated as splicing factor 45. Gene Ontology annotation, molecular function: RNA binding. The record is from RefSeq and is a predicted model, not a curated record. Gene Ontology annotation, cellular component: precatalytic spliceosome. Gene Ontology annotation, biological process: alternative mRNA splicing, via spliceosome; mRNA cis splicing, via spliceosome. Lineage: Eukaryota; Metazoa; Arthropoda; Insecta; Hymenoptera; Formicidae.
UUACUUCAAGAAGUUCAAGAAGAAACAACAUUUUUUCAAAGUUGUAUAUUUGUCAUUUAUUAUUGAUUACAAUGAAUUUUACGUAAAAAGUAAGACAUGCACAAAUUAUGCGUAAAUAUAUAUCGUAUAAUUUUACAAUUUUUUAUAAAAAAGUAAUAGAUACAUCAAUUAAUACUGUCGCGCAUGCGCGAAAAAUCUGAUGCCAACCAAUCCUGAUAUCAACAUGCGUGUAAUAUGCAAUAGUAAAAAGGCUUUUAAAGAUUGAGGUUGGAUUGUCGAUUAAAUCACGGUAAUGUUGAAAUAAAGUUCAUUAUGUCUUUGUACGACGAUUUUGACAAGCAUCGGACCACAGAAAAGGUCGCUGGUUGGUCCUCCGGUAUUAAAUUGCUGCAGUCGCAAUUGCAAUUAAAAAAAGCUGCUACAACCCAGCCAAAGCGUGAGCAAUACAGGAAGGCUACUGCGGUACUAGCACCAGUGAUAGACUUGAAAUCUAAGACUAAUCGUGAUGCAGACAGAGAGGAACAUGAAAGCACCCACAGUAAUCCAUUAUCCACCGGUAGUGUGAGCAGUAUAGGAAUUGGAGAUGAAUUUGACUGGAAUGUGGUGAACGAGUAUGAUCCUAUGUGGCCCAAUGAAUAUGAGAAAGUUGUGAAAGAAUUACGUGAUAUCAGAGACAGAGAGCAUGAGACAGAGAUGCGCAAACGUAGAAGGGAUAGUACUCGUUUCGAGGAUACUCAGACUCCUGCCGGUAACAGCACAAUGAUACCUCCUGAAAGAGACGAAGAGAGAACGCCGUCUUCUAGAGGGGUGACUGGAGGUGCUGCCAUAGCACCGCCACCAUCUUUACAAGAAUCUUCAGAAUUGCCACCACCACCACCACGACAAACGCCUAAUUUAGGCUAUGCGACAUCAUCCGUGGCUGCAAAGAUAAUGGCCAAGUAUGGUUUCAAGGAGGGACAAGGUCUUGGAAAGAAGGAGCAGGGCAUGUCGGUGGCGUUGCAAGUAGAGAAGACGAGUAAACGUGGUGGUAGAAUAGUCAGUGAAAGAGAACAGCUGAUGCCACCACCACCACCUAUUUCUCCACCACAGAGUCAGGUAGCGUGCCAGCAACCACCUGCAGAAGAACCCAGCAUUACCGAGAUAAUGAAAUGUCCCAGCAAGGUUGUACUUUUGCGCAACAUGGUUGGCCCUGGAGAAGUGGAUGAUGAUCUCGAACCAGAGGUGAAAGACGAAUGUAAUACUAAAUACGGCGAUGUUGCGCGGGUAAUUAUUCAUGAAGUGAUUGAAGCGGCUCCAGAAGAAGCAGUGCGAAUUUUCGUCGAAUUCAAGAGGAUAGAAAGCGCCAUCAAAGCCGUAGUCGAUUUAAAUGGACGUUUCUUUGGUGGUAGACAAGUUAAAGCAGGAUUUUAUUCAAGUGAAAAACUCGAUAAUUUACAAUUAAUGGACUAAAGAGAGAGUUGAGUAGAUGUAUAAAAAUUUUAAAUACUAGUUUAUAAAAUAUGCUUAUUUUUUUGCAAAUUGUAUAAAUAUUUUAUAUUUCUAUUGCAUAUAAGGUUAUUUACAUCUUAUGCUUAAUGAAUCUAUAACUAUUUCUUUAUGACACAAUUGUAAAAAAUAAAUUUUUCUAUUAUAUCUAAUACUUACUUUUGAGAUAUCGCAUUUGAUUUUAGAUAUAUUCUAGUUUAACGAUCUCUUUUAAUGAUAUAUGUAAAAUUUAAAUAAAUAUUCAAUCUUUUUAUGGAGUCUAAAAUACUGCAUCUUUAAAAAGUGCUCCAAUAAAAAACUGAUUAGGUAUAACUUGUUAAAAAUAUAAUUUAUCGAAAAUAAUUUUCAGAAAGAUGUCUUAGUCAAUGUUUUACUCUACAAUAGAUAAAGGACAUUGGAAUCUGAAGAUAAGAACAAAAACCAGAAGUGUAAUAUUAAAACACUAAACAAAAAUAAAAUUGAUCAUAAAUAUUUAACAAAGCCAAAUAUUACAAACAACAUAUUUGUGAACACUGUAUAUAUAUUUUUUGUAAUAAUUUAUAUAAUAAUUUAUACAUACAAACCAUAACAAAUUGUAUAUUCCCAUAUAGGAUAAAAUUAAACAAACUUAAGCUAUAA